Messenger RNA from Penicillium malachiteum, 678 nucleotides. Its product is annotated as mitochondrial 54S ribosomal protein uL23m. Gene Ontology annotation, biological process: mitochondrial translation. NCBI's taxonomy places the organism in Eukaryota, Fungi, Ascomycota, Eurotiomycetes, Eurotiales, Aspergillaceae. Bases 1 to 678 code for a protein of 225 amino acids. The record is from RefSeq and is a predicted model, not a curated record. Gene Ontology annotation, molecular function: structural constituent of ribosome. Gene Ontology annotation, cellular component: mitochondrial large ribosomal subunit; ribosome. The transcript is spliced from 3 exons.
AUGGUACGCAAAGUAAUCACAAUCCCCAAAACGGGGUUAAUUGGAAGGAACGCGCCAAAGCGGAAGCCAGUUUUUAAGGGAAGACAAUAUUUGCCCGCUUCGGAGCGCAAGCAAGUCUACCUCCCCUCAUUUACUAUCGCUCUCGCCCGAACUCCCUUCCUCUCUCCUCGCUAUGCUCAAUUCCAUGUCCCUCUCAACUUCAACAAGCUUGAUAUGCGCGACUACCUGAAGAACCUGUACAACGUCAAUGUCAUCAAGAUUCGCAGCUAUAUCGAGCAGCAGCCUAUUACCCGCGUCACGAGAGAUGGCCGCACCCUUGGAAAAUGGCGACGACCGAAGUCCGAAAAGCGGAUGACUGUUGAGUUGCGAGAGCCAUUCAUCUGGCCCGAGGAACCAGAGGAUCUUACUAAGUGGGAGAAGGACUCCUGGACCUCUACCGUCAAGGCACAGCACGAAGCUCAAAAGGAAGGAGCCCAGAAGGGCCAUGCAGCUGAGGAGCCGGAUAAGGAGCUGCGCAAGGCCUAUGAGAAGCAGGCAGAGGAACUGAAGCAGGAUAAGGAGUCCUGGCAGCCAACCUGGAAGGUGUUGGGCCUUGACUUUGCGAACAAGGAGUUCGCCAAUACUCGGGGUGGAGGCUUCAAUAGGCCCAAGUGGAUUUCGGUUCCGAAGAAGCCUUGA